ACUCAAACAGUCUUUUCUCCAUCCACUCAAGCAAAGAAUAGCUACAUCAGCUUACUUGCAUCUUUCCCAUUUUCUCAGACUCUUACUCUUACUCUCACUCACUCACUCGCCCACUCACACUUUUACUUCUCUCAACAACUUUUCUCUCUUUCUCUCUCUCGUACACAUAACCAACCAUGAAGUUCCAGACCACACUCCUUUUCUCUAUUGCAGCUUCCAUUGCCACAGUUCAGGCACUCCCAAUCCAACAUGAGGCACAGUAUGCAGGUGGAAGUCGUUAUCGUCCCGUGAUGAACAUCGAGCAAGAAGCUGCUGAGCCAGAGGCCCAGUACGCUGGUGGUAGCCGCUACCGUCCAGUGAUGAACAUUGAGCAGGAGGCACAGUUCGUCGGUGGCAGCCGUUAUCGCCCAGUGAUGAACAUCGAGCAAGAAGCUGCUGAGCCAGAGGCCCAGUACGCUGGUGGUAGUCGCUAUCGCCCAGUGAUGAACAUUGAACAAGAGGCUUCUGAGGCUGAGGCUUCUGAGGCUGAGGCCCAGUACGCCGGUGGCAGUCGUUAUCGCCCUGUGAUGAACAUUGAACAAGAGGCUCAGUACGCUGGUGGUAGCCGCUACCGUCCAGUCAUGAACAUUGAGCAAGAAGCUUCUGAGGCUGAGGCACAAUAUGCGGGUGGCAGCCGCUAUCGUCCAGUCAUGAACAUUGAGGAGGACGCAUAAGCAAUCUUCAAGCCUAAGGGCCUUAAGCCGAACAUGAAUAUGUUUGUAUAGCCACUUUUAUCUAUCUAUCUUUUUUUUCUUUUCUUUUAAUUUUCAGUAAUAUCUUGUUGGUGCAGGCUUCAUCACCUAUUGAGGACCCAUGGGAUCCUAUGAGAAGCAGGACCUUCUCGAACUCCCAUCUAUACCCACAAUACCCACAAUACCCACAAUACUCACAAUACCCACAAUCCCGCAAUCCCCCAAUAUCUUCUUGUUUAUAAUUGCACAUAACAUGUUAUAUAUAAUUAUCUAUUAUUUAAUAAAAG
Messenger RNA from Lobosporangium transversale, 1018 nucleotides. RefSeq lists its product as hypothetical. Bases 177 to 713 code for a protein of 178 amino acids. The transcript has a single exon. NCBI's taxonomy places the organism in Eukaryota, Fungi, Mortierellomycota, Mortierellomycetes, Mortierellales, Mortierellaceae. The record is from RefSeq and is a predicted model, not a curated record.